Etheostoma spectabile (orangethroat darter) is the source of this 2230-nucleotide messenger RNA. It is a transcript of the gene ankrd2, whose product is annotated as ankyrin repeat domain 2 (stretch responsive muscle). The coding region runs from base 74 to 742 and encodes 222 amino acids. The transcript is spliced from 8 exons. Gene Ontology annotation, cellular component: nucleus. Gene Ontology annotation, molecular function: RNA polymerase II-specific DNA-binding transcription factor binding. The record is from RefSeq and is a predicted model, not a curated record. Gene Ontology annotation, biological process: regulation of transcription by RNA polymerase II. Lineage: Eukaryota; Metazoa; Chordata; Actinopteri; Perciformes; Percidae.
CCCACCAUGAACCCGGCAUUCCAGCCAGGAAGCCACUGGGCUUGCAGCGCUUCUGUAUAAAGUGACACACGAGAUGGAAGCAGUUGUGCAGUGGCCAGCCAAUGUGAUGGACCAUAAAACAGCAAUUGAAAAGAAAGAUCAGAUAGGGUCUAUGGAUACUGCAGAAUUCAUGAAUGCAGCCAGUCAAGGCAAACUGACUGUAAUAGACAAGUAUCUGGCUGAUGGUGGGAACCCUAAUGUCCAUGAUGAGUUGAAGAGGACAGCAUUACACCGCGCCUCUCUGGAAGGACACACUGCAGUUGUCCAAAUGCUUUUAGAAAAGGGAGCCGAUAUCAACUUUGAAGACCAACUGGGCUCCAGGGCCAUUCACUGGGCCUGCAGAGGGGGAAGCUUGAAUGUUGUCAAAGCCCUUAAGAGCCACGGGGCUGACCUGGAUGUUAGAGAUAAGUUGUACAGCCCUCCUCUGCAUGUGGCCACAAGAACAGGCCACACUGCCAUUGUGGAGUACCUGCUCUCCUGUGGUGCCAAAAUCAACUCCAGGGACAGGGAAGGGGACACAGCCUUGCAUGAUGCUGUGCGUCUCAACAGAUACAAGAUAGUGAAGCUGCUCAUAGUUGCAGGGGCUGACACAAAAAUACAAAAUCAUGAGGGAGUGACCGCAAUGCAGCAGUUAAAACAAUGGCAGUUUGACAUCAUGGAGACCCUCCAGAGGGAGGUGGGACCCGAAAACACCUCAAGAUAGUUCUAAAGCUGUACAUCUACUCACAGUAUAUUCUUAAUAACAUCCAUUUCUAUAACUAUCACUGUGGGUCUGUGUACAUCAUACUUGAGUAUAUGCAUUAUAUGUGUUCACUAACAAAAUCCUUUCCAGGGCAUGGUGGUUAAUCCUCUGAGAUCACACUGAACUCUUGACACUAUAUGUCAGCUUGGAUGUGACAAAAUCCAAAUUAUCUGAUUAUCUUAAAAAAGGAGACAAAAACAUACAAAUGAGAAGAAUUUCUCAAAUCCUUUUUUCCAAGCUUUGGCAUUUGAUGUUUGAUGACUUCUAAAGAGCUUUAUGAUCUGAGGAUCACUCAUGGAUGUUUCACAUCUGAUUAGCGAUGCCUUUGGAAGUUUAAUAUUAUUAAUAGAUAUUGCUGUGCAGAAGCUACAUUUCAAUAUACAUUACAUCAAGAGGUCCUUGUUUUAUUGGGGCAACAGACAAGGCCAGAGCACACAGUAGCACUGCGUUUGAGACGUCAGCUGACGAUAGCAGAAAUGGCCGGUAUGCCCCUGCUAAAGUCAGGGAUUCAAGGGGAGCUCAGAGGACAUUUUUUCCUUCUAUCAUCAGUGGCUCAUAUGUUCCUGGGGGAGGUUGGUCACUCAAAACGGAAUAGCAACAGCUUGCUCCACUGCUUGCAAUGUAGUUCUUUAUGUACAGUUAGUCAUUUCACACGCAGCCAUUCAAUUUGUAAGCACAUUUUGUUCAACAAAUAUUCUGCUACUAUGGCAUUAUUCACAAUGUAAAUGCAGUUUUGAAAAGCAUGCAGUUACUGUCUUCUGUUAAAAACCAAUGUGUUUAUUGUAGAUGACAUAUCAGAUACAUUAUCAGCAAUGCACAGUAUUUCCUGUUAGAAGCACGGCUGUGUAACUGUCAUGGACUUUAGUGGAGACACGUACCAUGUACAAUACAAGGUUAUACAAACUAUGUGACAGACAGUGUUGCCAUUUAUGUUGUCAACCUGACCCAAACAGAUAUAUUACGGCAUAUCGUCAAUGUUAUAUGGUUCAUGGAUCAGAAAGAUUAAAUCUCUUGCACUCAUAUAUGUUUUACAGCUGUAGUUCUGUUGUUUUCAAUUCCAUGUGAGAUACAAGCAGUAUGCCGCUGUGCUGUUGCUGAGGGCUGGAGUGGUGUAGAAUUUGAAGGGGGAUGGGAAAACUGGAGGCUUCUGCUAUGUGGCAAGCCAAAAACCAGAGGAACCUGUUUAUCUAUGAAAUGGUUAAAUUUACUCCCUACUGUUGCAAAUUUGACACAUCUAAAGCCAUUGUGUUACAAGAUCAGAAAUACUUAAUGAUACUGUGUCCAAGCGCAAUGAAAAGCAUGUUUUUUUCUCAACACAAGGCUUUAUUAAACAGAUUACCACCUAGGCAAUACAUACUCAGACCUAUUCUAGGAUAAUGAGGGGAUACUGUGCAGUAGUCUUAUCUAAGAGCACUUUAUCUAAGAGCAUUAUAUUGUUACUAAAAAAAA